AUGUCUGUCCUGCUGAUGGUGGGUGUGGUGAUGUGGUGGGCCCACGGAGGGGUGGGGGUACAGGGUGCUCCGUGUCCCGGAGGGGGCCUUGGUGACUGCCCUACCCAGCAGAGCAACACCUCCGGUGGGGGUGCGACCUCCAGGGACUACUGCUACACCGCCCGUAUCCGCUCCACCGUGCUCCAGGGCCUGCCCUUUGGAGGGGUGCCCACCGUCCUCGCACUCGACUUCAUGUGCUUCCUGGUGAGUAUAAAAAAAACACAGAGUUCAAAGGUCAAACGAAGAUGAGGAUACAAUAUUAUACAGCCGUAUACAUCGGAAAUGUUUCUUCAGCCUUCACCCCACACACAACAUACAGAGUAGUACAGAUCUGAGAAUAGAUCCAUCCAUUCUUAUGUUAGACACCGACUUCAGAUUUUUAGUAGGGCCCUAAGUUUUCUAUUGACCACUUGAUCUGGCCUGGUUACGGGGCUAGCUCUCACAUCAGGUCUCAUGCUCAGGAAAAACUCUGUGAAGUAUCUAGAUGUGUUUUCCUUCAGACAGACGGAACUGUGUUAUGAGGAAGUGUGCUUAACUGGUUAGAUGUGUACAAAAACAGCUUUUAGCUGACAUAGAACAGCCCCUCAAGGAAUUUCACUUCCCAAAAGUACCAUAUUUGAGAAGGCAGCCUAAUGUAUGGUGAGGCUACUCUCUACCCCCCCCCCCCCCCCCCCCCCCCUACUGAACCUCUCCCACCCUACUGAAGACAAAGGAUGAGCUUUUGACAAGCGGUCAGUUCUGUGUUUGUUUUAACGUGUGUAUGUGUUACCAUCCUAGGUCCUCCUGUUUGUAUUCUCCAUCUUAAGGAAGGUAGCGUGGGACUACGGCCGCUUAGCGCUGGUCACUGACGCAGACAGGUAAAUCACUACACUGCCUUCUUUACUAUGUGAUCCCUGCAGGAAUUGAACCCAAGACCUUGGCGUUGAGGAUUUGCCAGGAUACGGCUAAGGCUCCACACUCUUACCAACUGAGCCUCACAGACUAAGAGACACACUGGGAAGGAACACAGACAUGUUUAGUAUGUGAUCCCUGUUGGAGUGAACCCACAGGCGGAGAGGAGAGGAGAGGAGAGGAGAUGAGAGGAGCAGAGUGAUAGGCCAGAGGAGAGAGGAGGAGAGGUAGGAGUCGAUGAAUUCUUGCCUGUGCAGUUCGAAAACGAACUUUAAGUUUCUUCUAUUAGUCCAUCAGUCGUAUUUCUGAGUCAUUGAUUUCUCUUUUCUUUGUUUUAUUCUAUUUGAGGAGUUUUUAUUUUUCUGCGGGCUCGAUUGUGUAACUUGAGGAGGGGUAUCCUUGAGCUGUUUCUACAACCUGAUUGGAGUCCACCUGUGGUAAAUUCAGUUGAUUGGACAUGAUUUGGAAAGGCACACACCUGUCUAUAUAAGGUCCCACAGUUGACAGUGCAUGUCAGAGCAAAAACCAAGCCAUGAGGUCAAAGGAAUUGUCUGUAGAGCUCCGAGACAGGAUUGUGUCGAGGCACAGGUCUGGGGAAGGUCCCCAAGAACACAGUGGCCUCCAUCAUUCUUAAAAAACACAAAGCACUAGGCUGCAAAGAUAAGAGGGCCUGGCCUGCGAGCACACACACACACACACACACACACACACACACACACACAGACACACACACACACAGACACACACACACACACACAUACAGAUACACACACAGAUACACACACAGACAUACACACAGACAGACACACACACACACACACACACACAGACACACACACACACACACACAUACAGAUACACACACAGAUACACACACAGACAUACACACAGACAGACACACACACACACACACACACACAGACACACACACACACACACACACACACAUAGUGGUGACUGAACAGUAGACCACCACAGUAGUACAUAGUGGUGACUGAACAGUAGACUACCACAGUAGUACAUAGUGGUGACUGAACAGUAGACUACCACAGUAGUACAUAGUGGUGACUGAACAGUAGACUACCACAGUAGUACAUAGUGGUGACUGAACGGUAGACUACCACAGUAGUACAGCUAGAACACCGUCAGCAGUUUUAUUGGUUUCUUUCUGCAGCUGUUCUCCCAGACCAGGCUGUGUGUGUGUGUGUGUUUGUGUGUGUAUGUAUCUGUGUGUGUGUGUGUGUGUGUAUGUAUCUGUGUGUGUAUGUAUCUGUGUGUGUGUGUGUGUGUGUGUGUGUGUGUGUGUAUGUAUCUCUGUGUUAGUGUGUGUGUGUAUGUAUCUCUGUGUGUUUGUGUCUGUGUGUGUUUGUGUGUGUGUGUGUGUGUGUGUGUGCGCUCGCAGGCCAGGCUCUCUUAUCUUUGCUUUGUGUUUUUUAAGAAUGAUGGAGGCCACUGUGUUCUUGGGGACCUUCCCCAGACCUGUGCCUCGACACAAUCCUGUCUCGGAGCUCUACAGACAAUUCCUUUGACCUCAUGGCUUGGUUUUUGCUCUGACAUGCACUGUCAACUGUGGGACCUUAUAUAGACAGGCGUGUGCCUUUCCAAAUCAUGUCCAAUCAAUUGAAUUUACCACAGGUGGACUCCAAUCAAGUUGUAGAAACAUCUCAAGGAUGAUCGAUGGAAACAGGAUGCACCUGAGCUCAAUUUCGAGUCUCACAGCAAAGGGUUUGAAUACUCAUGUAAAUAAGGCAUUUCUGUUUUUUACUUGUAAUAAAUUAGCAAACAUUUCUAAACCUGUUUUCGCUUUGUCAUUAUGGGGUAUUGUGUGUAGAUUGAUGAGGAUUUUUAUUUAUUUAAUCAAUUUUAGAAUAAGACCGUAACGUAACAAAAUGUGGAAAAAGGGAAGGGGUCUGAAUACUUUCUGAAUGCACUGUUAUAUAGCAAGAAAAAUUCCAAAUAGAUUCCAGAUGUCCGUCAGCUAGCGUGCUAGCACUAAGCCAAGGUGGAGAAAGUUACUCCCGUAGCCUGCUUCACAGAACGUGCAGAAAAGUUGACAAAAAAAAGGGAGAACAGACGAGGUUCUACACAAUUACAGCAGGUAGGAUUUGUUCUUUUUGAGCCCACGGCAAGAAAGCAUCAGAGCCUGCCGUGCUAAUGGGUUCCCACUAGAUAACACAGCCACAAAGUCUGUGAAGCGCAUGAGGACUGUGACGUUAGCCAGCUUGAGCUAGCUACCCAGCUAGCAUAAGUUAAUAGUUAUGAUUCUGGGUUAUUACAUAUUUAUGUUUCUAGUUAUAGGUAAUCAAAUCGUGGCUACAACUAAGUUAAAAGUCUUUGACCACACUGUUAUUUUGGUGAGUAAAAACUCAUGCUUCCUACCCUUUAAUCAGUUGUAAAAAGGUUUUUGUAUGGGCUAUGAAAGGACCAGUUUUUCUAAUCGGCUCACCUUUUUUGUUUUUAUCCUGGAAAAACUCCUGGCCUUCGGGAGGAUGAAAAUUCUGUCAAACUGCAGCAACCUUCAUAUGAAUUAUAUUUAGACUAGACUAACGGGGUUUCCUCUACACAGAGACAGCAACGGAUGGACAAUAGAACUCACAGGGCAGAGCUUGCUUUAUGCAUGUUUGCGUGGUUUAGGCCGGGGACUUGCUCCCCUCUUGACAGCGGAGAGAAAAAAUUGUAAUUGUAGAGUUAAUUUCCUGCAAUUCUGCGCAUUUUGCUAUGGGGGCGUAGAGAAAAUGUUGCCAUUAUUAAAGCAAGCUUGCUGCAAUUCUAAACGUUUUUGCCAUGGGGCAGAGAGAAGAUUUAGUGAUUUUUAGCUGUAUGCACCUGCUGUUGUUAGUAGACUACAGUUUGACUGAAAAAACAUCUCGUUUUCAUCCCAUACAGCAUCUCUAAGGUUUAGGUCUAGCCGAAGCUGCUGUAACGUUUUAUGUAGAGAGUUUUUUGCUUGUCUGUCGAGUGAUGUAUCGUCACGUUUGCUAAAUAAAUACAGAGGGGGAAAAAAGCACACUUGAGGGAAAACAAUGCGCUGCGUCUUUAUGUCACUUUUAAUGGAUGAUUCGUUGGAAUCAUUCGGAAUUCAUUUCGACAUCCCAGUGAAGACAGUAGACAUGUCCAUAUGCUCAGCAAGUCAGGCAAUGUAAAUGGCAAUUACCUCUGCAAGCUGACACAGACCUUCGUUCAUUAGGCUACAUGAUCAAUGCUGUUUUUUUCCCAGAAGCUUGAAUCUGAUGUGGCGAUGAAAGGGGUUCUUCAACAAAAAAAGCUCCUCCUUAUUGUCGUUAGCGUUAGCACUUCUGGCGGAGAAAACUGCACUCUGGUAGCUAGCUAGCUACUUGCUACUGAAGUUAGCAAGGCAAAUUGAAAUAUAUUACACUAAUCUGACAAGUUCUAAAACCAAGAAAAAAUAUAAACUCAGCAAAAAAAGAAACCUUUUUCAGGAUCCUGUCUUUCAAAGAUAAUUCGUAAAAAUCCAAAUAACUUCACAGAUCUUCAUUAUAAAGGGUUUAAACACUGUUUCCCAUGCUUGUUCAAUGAACCAUAAACAAUUAAUGAACAUGCACCUGUGGAACGGUCAUUAAGACACUAACAGCUUAACAAUUAAGGUCACAGUUAUGAAAACAUAGCACACUAAAGAGGCCUUUCUACUGACUCUGAAAAACACCAAAAGAAAGAUGCCCAGGGUCCCUGCUCAUCUGCGUGAACGUGUCUUAGGCAUGCUGCAAGGAGGCAUGAGGACUGCAGAUGUGGCCAGGGCAAUAAAUUGCAAUGUCCGUACUGUGAGACGCCUAAGACAGCGCUACAGGGAGACAGGACGGACAGCUGAUUGUCCUCGCAGUGGCAGACCACGUGUAACAACACCUGCACAGGAUCAGUACAUCCGAACAUCACACCUGCGGGACAGGUACAGGAUGGCAACAACAACUGCCUGAGUUACACCAGGAACGCACAAUCCCUCCAUCAGUGCUCAGACUGUCUGCAAUAGGCUGAGAGAGGCUGGACUGAGGGCUUGUAGGCCUAUUGUAAGGCAGGCCCUCACCAGACAUCACUGGCAACAACGUCAUCUAUGGGCACAAACCCACCGUCGCUGGACCAGACAGGACUGGCAAAAAGUGCUCUUCACUGACGAGUCACGGUUUUGUCUCACCAGGGGUGAUGGUCGGAUUCGCGUUUAUCGUCGAAGGAAUGAGCGUUACACCGAGGCCUGUACUCUGGAGCGGGAUCGAUUUGGAGGUGGAGGGUCCGUCAUGGUCUGGGGCGGUGUGUCACAGCAUCAUCGGACUGAGCUUGUUGUCAUUGCAGGCAAUCUCAACGCUGUGCGUUACAGGGAAGACAUCCUCCUCCCUCAUGUGGUACCCUUCCUGCAGGCUCAUCCUGACAUGACCCUCCAGCAUGACAAUGACACCAGCCAUACUGCUCAUUCUGUGCGUGAUUUCCUGCAAGACAGGAACGUCCGUUUUUCUGCCAUGGCCAGCGAAGAGCCCGGAUCUCAGUCCCAUUGAGCACGUCUGGGACCUGUUUGAUCGGAGGGUGAGGGCUAGGGCCAUUCCCCCUAGAAAUGUCCAGGAACUUGCAGGUGCCUUCGUGGAAGAGUGGGGUAACAUCUCACAGCAAGAACUGGCAAAUCUGGUGCAGUCCAUGAGGAGAUGCACUGCAGUACUUAAUGCAGCUGGUGGCCACACCAGAUACUGACUGUUACUUUUGAUUUUGACCCCCCCCUUUGUUCAUGGACACAUUAUUCCAUUUCUGUUAGUCACAUGUCUGUGGAACUUGUUCAGUUUAUGUCACAGUUGUUGAAUCUUGCUAUGUUCAUCACAAAUAUUUACACAUUUUAAGUUUGCUGAAAAUAAACGCAGUUGACAGUGAGAGGACGUUUCUUUUUUUGCUGAGUUUAAAAUCUACCUCAGUCACCUGUAGUUUGAAGAAAACAAAUUUGAUUUCCUAAAAAUCACUAUUCACUAUCUCAAUCUAUCCAACAAUGUCACCAACUCACCAAGCUUCUAAAUCACACAUCCGUAGUACUAGGUUAAUUCUUUGAUGGAUGGAUAACGUGUUAGUUCAUACUGUAAAAGCUUUGAUUGGAUGGGAGGACGUCCUCCAGAAGUCGUCAUAAUUACCAUGUAGGUCUAUGGAAAGGAGUGAGGAGCACGAGCCUCCUAGGUUUUGUAUUGAAGUCAAUGUAGCCAGAGGAGGACGGAAAAUGACUGUGCUGUUGAGACUACUGUAGACCUUCGUUGCAAAACAGUGCGUUUUAGUCCAGGUAUUUUUGACGUGAAUAUAAUUUGAUCUAAAAAGGAUAAAAACAAUUCUGAGGAGCCUCCACUGGUGGAUGUGGUAGCAAAGAUAACUCUGCUGUAUUGGGUGGCUAGGACAGGGCCAGGGUGAUGGUCCAUAGAUAGGCCUGUUGCAGGGUGAUGGUCCAUAGAUAGGCCUGUUGCAGGGUGAUGGUCCAUAGAUAGGCCUGUUGUUUACCCAGCUGCGUACCUGCAGGACUUGUAUUUGAUCUCAUUUACAGACAGUGAAUCCCGUUUGGCUUAACAUCUAGGCCUAAUGUAUAUCUGUUUUGAAGGUUUUUAUUUAUUAUGAACCUAAUAUAAGCAGCCAUUUUAUGGAUUAGUGGUCUUUAUGGUUCUGAUAUUAAAUAGACAAUACUCAGACUAAUACCUGUUUUGCGCACGACAGUAUUUGUACUCUUGUCCAAGCUUGUGGCCCUCUGUAGCUCAGUUGGGAUAGCGUGGGGCUUGAAACGCCAGGACAGUGGGUUCGAUUCCCAGGACCACCCAUAUGUAAAAUGUGUGUGCGCACAUGAUUUGAGUGGCUUUCGUUGAAGGCGUCUGCUAAUGGCAUAGAUGUGAUAUAUUAUGCUGUUUGGAAAUGUUUCUAAUAUAUCUAUGUAUAACCCCAGCCAUAGGCCCUCUGUCACUGUAAAGAGACAACUAAUAUUGAACUCCCCGACUGUGAUUGAACCUGAUUAACUGCAUUGAUCACUAGUUUCUCCUCCAGGACUCUCCCAAGCUCAUCUCCGCCAUGUUGUUUUGUUUUUCUCUCUGAAGACAGAGUCAGCGAUACAGCCGUCUGGACGACCAGGAAUAGUAUGUCUUCUUACCGCGUCACACCGCUCAUCUUCCUCUUGUCACAUUGCUGCUUCUCUUCCUCCUUGCACUCCUCUUAUCUUCUAGGAGCAACUCUCUUCCUUCCAUUCCUACCUAAGCUGGUGUGGGUUGGGUUGGCCUGCUCUCUCUCUCUCUCUCUCUCUCUCCUCUCUCUGUGUAUCUCUCUCUCUCCUGUGUCUCUCUCUCUCUCUUCUCAUCUCUGUGUCUCUCUCUCUCUGUGGCAUCUCUCUCUCUCUCUCUCUCUCUCUUCUCUCCUCUCCUCUCUCUGUCUCCAUGCCUCUCUGUCUCUCCUAGUCUUCUGUCCUCUGUCCUCUCUGUCUUGUCUCUUCUCUGUCCUCUCUCGUCUCUGUCUCUCUCCUGGAUCUCUAUCUGUCUCUCUGGUUCUCUCAUCUGUCUCUCGUCCUCGGUCUGCUCUCUCUCUCUGGUCUCUCUCUCUGUCUGGUCUCUGCUACUCGUUAUCUCUGUCUCUCUGUCUCUCUGUCUCUCUGUUCUUCUCUGUUCUCCUCUCUUCUCUCUCUCUCUCUCUCUCUCUCUCUCUCUCUCUCUCUCUCUCUCUCUCUCUCUCUCUGUCUCUCUCUCUGUCUCUCUGUCUCUCUGUCUCUCUGUCUGUCUCUCUGUCUCUCUGUCUCUCUGUCUCUCUCUCUCUCUCUCUCUCUCUCUCUCUCUCUUUUCUCUCUCUCUCUCUCUCUCUCUGUCUCUCUCUCUGUCUCUCUGUCUCUCUCUCUGUCUCUCUGUCUCUCUCUGUCUCUCUGUCUCUGUCUCUCUGUCUCUGUCUCUCUCUCUGUCUCUCUCUCUCUCUCUCUGUGGGUUUUCUUUCCUUCUCUCUCUCUAGGAUUUCUUCUUCUCCAUGCCAGACUCCUGUUCUCUCCAUCCUCUGUUUUUAACCCUGCUGCUGGAUCUCUCUGUGUCGGUCUGUUUUUAACCCUGCUGCUGUAUCUCUCUCUGUGUCUGUCUGUGUCUCUGUCUGUCUGUUUUAACCCUGUUGCUGGAUGUUCUCUCUCUCCUUAACUAAUCAGCUCUAUGUGCUAAUCUAUGUGUCGUCGUUAAACUCUCUGACAAGCAGCAUGCCUUUCCUGUCCUACUGUAUGAGUGCACCUCUUGAGGCGCCCAGCAGUCAGGAUGCUUACAGGGUGGAGAGGUAUGGGAACUAGUAACUACACACCUCACCCUGUGGUUGUGUAGACGCCGUCAAGCUCCUGAAUCCUGACUGGUUAUCCCUACCUACAGCUCCUGUAUGUCUUAGUCUGUGGUGGUUCUGUACUGCUAACCACCUCUUCCUACCAAUCAGCUGUGUCUGUGGUGGUUCUGUACUGCUAACCACCUCUUCCUACCAAUCAGCUGUGUGUCUGUGGUGGUUCUGUACUGCUAGCCACCUCUUCCUACCAAUCAGCUGUGUCUGUGGUGGUUCUGUACUGCUAGCCACCUCUUCCUACCAAUCAGCUGUGUCUGUGGUGGUUCUGUAUUUCUAUACUAGACAUGAUUCUGAGGUAUUCCCCCCCCCCCCCCCCCCCCCCCGGGGUUUCUCUGGGUGAAGUCGUCCUUUUAAUGCUUUAAUGUUGUACGCUUGGCGGCUGACAUUUAGCAGAGGUUAUCCAGUUCUUCCAGUACUAAAGCAUUAAUGGAGAUAGCCUGGUCCCAGAUCUGUUUGUGCGGUCUUGUUAACCCUUAGGGUCUUUGGCAAGACAGACUGUACAAACAGUUCUGGGACCAGGCUGUAAUUGAGAUUACUGAUCCCAAUAUCUGACCUGGGGACUUUGAUGAAUAAAAUGAGUUUUGAUAGUUCCCUCGGCCAUAUAAUAUUAUUCAUUAAUCUGAAAGGCAAAAAAACGUAUCCUGGAUCAGCACUCCUGCUCUGAGACUGAAUACUGGACCAGAGCUCUGCUGGAUAGUCAGUGGCGUGUUGGGUUACAUCACUCUGUCAGUGUUUCUCAAUCCUGGUGCUGGGGACAUUUUAGCACAUUUUUCCUUUUGCCGUAGAAUUCAGACACCGGUUUCAAAUCACAGGCCUGAUGAUUAGUAGAAUCAGCUGUGUUGGUGCUAGGGCAGAAAUAAAAAGGUGCAUCCCUUUGGGUCCCCGGGACCAGGAUUGAGAACCACUGCUCUCGGUCUGUGUAUUAACGACUCUACACAUUGGUGUUCUGUUGUCUCUGUGAAUACCCUUCUUUCUCUAGCUAGCAUCUGUCAUCUUAAAGGCCCAGUGCAGUCAAAAAACGUGAUUUUCCUGUGUUUUAUAUAUAUGUUUCCACACUAUGAGGUUGGAAUAAUACUGUGAAAUUGUGAAAAUUAUGAGAAUGCCUUUUUUUUAGUGUAAGAGCUGUUUGAAAAGACAGCCUGAAAUGUUCAGCCUAUUUUGGUGGGAUGUAGUUUGGGCCUUCCAUGGUGACAUCACCAUGCAAUACAUUUGUUAAUAGACCAAUAAGGAAGAUGAUUCUAAACCUCUCUGCCAAUAACAGCUAAUUUUCUGUUUUCCCCUCCCCACUCCGAUCACUCCCACGUCUGCAUUGGACCUUUAACAGGCUUGUGUCUCUGACAGAGAGAAACUCUGUGUUGAGACAGUUUGUGUGUAUCUCUAGAAUCCUCAAACUGCAGGAAAUGAGGCUGUAGAGGUUUGUUCUUGAUCAUUGUUGUCUCACUGAUAGGGUUGGGGCGGUAUUCAGAUUUUCAUACCGUUUCUGUACCAUACCGGGGUAUGAAAAAUGUAUGCACUCACUUAACUGUAAGUCGCUCUGGAUAAGAGCGUCUGCUAAUUGACUAAAAUGUAAAUGUAUACGUAUUGCCGGAAGUGCACACAAAGGGCGCUAUUUAAAAUAAAAAUAAAACGGGGAUCUUGAUCCAGGAGGGGAUUGAUUGUCUCUAGUCUGGGUACCAGUUCUUUUUAGCUAACAUUCCACUCCUUGCCUCUCCAUGUCAUCGCCAAAGAGACUGUUCUCCUCGAGCUCAUUUAAUGAUAGAAUGUUCACGUUUGAAGAUUGCAUAAAGUCCAGUCUCCUUGGCGAUGACAAGGAGUGGAAUGUUAGCUGAAGAGACUGGUGCUCAGGCUAGGAUGUCUCUGGUGUAACCAAAAGGUUGAUCUUCCCACUGAAACCCCAACCCUGUCUCGGGUCAAUUGCAUUUUCAAUUCUGUCAAUUCAGGAAAUAAACAGAAAUUCCAGAAUUGGAAUGUAAGUGGUACAACAGUGUGAACACAGCCCAGGACCAACCUCUCCAGCCCAUUUCAGAGCCUAAUGCAUGUGUGGCCAGUGAACUAACUACUCUGUGAAUAAAUACACUGUUGAUACUGUACUACGAUGGUGAUAUCAAAGCCUAACUAUUUGAGAUCAGGUUUGUUGUUGGGGAGUGCUAUGCUAAUGCUUGGCUAAAGCUAUCUCCAUCAGGUUUGUUUUUGGGGAGCGCUAGGCUAAUGCUAAGCUAGGCUAAUACUAAUUUGACCUUUUUAACAUUGUGUGUGUGCAGUGUGGCGUCUGCCAUAACGUCAGAGCUUCCCGAUCGCUACGAACGCCUGACCUCUGUCUCCAGCUCAAUGGACUUUGAGCAGAGAGACACCGUAAGUACUACUUCCUGGUUUUACUGGGGUCAUGGGGUGUGGAGCGACUACGCUAGGGGCGGCGGUUUCCAGCCUUGUCUGUUCAGGAGUCCACCGAAUCACAGUCAAAAGCUCUUGAGGACCGCCGUCGAGGAGUCACAGAAAAAUGUGCAUUGUGAAAAGUAAUGUCAAAAUGCAUAAUACCAUUAAUACUGACUACUGUUGUUAUUUUUGGAAGAAGAAAAUGCAUAAUUUGAAAAUAGAUUUUGUGGACCACCUGCAGUAGCCAACCACUGCACCAGGACUAAACUACAACAGAAAAACAUGUUUGAGAAAGAGCUUGUAAUUAAUUAAUUCAUAUUGUCGGUAGAGCUGGCACAGUUACCGUGUAUCUGACGGUUAUGGAUGAAGACCGUCAUGAAAAUUAAAUAACAGUCAUAGCCGUUCAACACAUACAGUACCAGUCAAAAGUUUGGACACCUACUCAUUUCAGGGGUUUUCUUAAUUUUUUUUACUAUUUUCUACAUUGUAGAAUAAUAGUGAAGACAUCAAAACUAUGAAAUAACACAUAUGGAAUCAUGUAGUAACCAAAAAAGUGUUAAACAAAUUAAAAUAUAUUUUAUAUUUGAGAUUCUUCAAAUAUCCACCCUUUGCCUUGACAGUUGCACACUCUUUGCAUUCUCUCAACCAGCUUCAUGAGGUAGUCACCUGGAAUGCAUUUAAAUUAACAGGUGUGCCUUGUUAAUUUGUGGAAUUUAUUUCCUUAAUGCGUUUGAGCCAAUCAGUUUUGUUGUGACAAGGUGCAUGUUUACCUCAGAACAAUAUACAGUUUAGGAAGAGCUAGAAAUGCUCAGGGUUGGGUUGGGUUGUGAUUGGAGUGGUUUGCUUAGUCCACUACUGUCACGUGGCAUUGCAAGAAGAAUAUCCCAGAGGAUAUAAUGAAGUCUAUCUAACCUAACCUAAUCCACGGCAUAUCUAACCUAAUCCACGGCAGACCUAACCUAAUCUACGGCAGACCUAACCUAAUCUACGGCAGACCUAACCUAAUCUACGGCAGACCUAACCUAAUCUACGGCAGACCUAACCUAAUCUACGGCAGACCUAACCUAAUCUAGGGCAGACCUAACCUAAUCUAGGGCAGACCUAACCUAAUCUACGGCAGAUCUCAUCUCAUCUAAGGCAGAUCUAACCUCAUCUAAUCUACGGCAGAUCUAACCUCAUCUAUGACAGAUCUAACCUCAUCUCAUCUAUGGCAGAUCUAACCUCAUCUAAUCUAAGACAGAUCUAAUCUCAUCUAAGGCAGAUCUAACCUAACCUCAUCUAUGGCAGAUCUAACCUAACCUCAUCUAUGGCAGAUCUAACCUUAUCUAAUCUACGGCAGAUCUAACCUCAUCUAUGACAGAUUUAACCUAAUCUCAUCUAAGGCAGAUCUAAUCUCAUCUAAGGCAGAUCUAACCUAACCUCAUCUAUGGCAGAUCUAACCUUAUCUAAUCUACGGCAGAUCUAACCUCAUCUAUGACAGAUCUAACCUCAUCUCAUCUACGGCAGAUCUAACCUCAUCUACGGCAGAUCUAACCUCAUCUAUGGCAGAUCUAACCUCAUCUCAUCUACGGCAGAUCUAACCUUAUCUAAUCUACGACAGAUCUAACCUCAUCUAUGGCAGAUCUAACCUCAUCUCAUCUACGGCAGAUCUAACCUCAUCUAAUCUACGGCAGAUCUAACCUCAUCUAUGGCAGAUCUAACCUCAUCUAAUCUACGGCAGAUCUAACCUAAUUUAUGGCACAUCUAACCUAAUCUCUUCUCUCUCUAGGGCUUCUGCUCCUGGUUAACAGCCAUCUUCCGCAUAAAGUGAGUCUCCCAUAAAGUUGGUUGUUUGUGUGUGUGUGUGUGUGUUAGAGAACGACCGAUUAUUGGCCUUUUCUAGUGUAUCAGCUAUUGGCCUUUCUCCAUGGACCGACAAUCCCUCUACAUGGCAAAACUGCUGCUAUGCCAGCCGCCACUCCCUGCCUGAUCCCCGAGCACUGCACAGUGCUGAGGAAUGUCUAUCUGGGAAGAUCAGCAGCAAGCUAGCACAUUCUCCAACACAAAGGUGCAGUAUUGAGAAACUGAUGAAUUGACACAGUGACCAAAAUCGAACUCCUUUUGCGAAUAUUAGUUUAGUUCAAUUCACUAAUAAUAUGGCUUUUGUCUACGUGCCCGGAACUGCGUGCAAUAAACUAGCUAGCUAAGCAGACAGCUAUGUGACCUGUUGGCAAAGAUGACUGAUAAAUUAACCCUUUCAUCUGUGGUGUUAGCUCGCUAACUAUAUUAGCUAAUAUGCUAGCAAACUGGCUAGAUAAACAUAUCAGUUAGGAGCUAAUAGCCAACGUAGCUAGCUAACGUUAGCAGGUUAUCAUUUUGAACACGCACCAUUUUGGGAAACGAGCCAUCUGACUUGCGGUGUAACGUUUAACUAUUUACUGGUGUACUGAUCUGACCAGCCACAAUCGUAUCCGUAAAUUGACAGUUGAUAGUUGGAUUAGAUGAUUGUGGUAAUAGGGAAAGAAGGAAGUGUUUUAAAAUGCCUAAAUAAAGGUUGGCAAUAGGUUUAGCUACCUCAGAAUCUCCCUGCAUGUUUAUGGACCAAGAAAGCUGUAGAUCAGCGCCUGUGUGUGCGUUCUCACUUCUCCAAACAAUGGGCAGAUUUGAGUCAUUCAGACAGAACAUCAUUGUUUCAUGUUAUUUCCUAUCCUCACCCUCCAUGUUAGAUGUUAUGCACAUUUAUGGAUUGGUAUCAAACGUCAUCGCCAUUGAGCUAGUUGUCAUCGUAGCGGGAAACAUCAAGUGAUGUGGGCGAUGGAGAGAAGAUGUGAGGAGAUGUGAAAGGGAGCAGAGUUGCAGCCUCGCUCGAUCCAAUCGCAGCAGUGGGAUCAAGUUACAAACCGCCCAUUUCUUGACAGAUAGCUGAACUAGCCAAUUGAGCUUAGAAUUUCGUCCUGGCAGCUGAGUUGUUUAGAGAUGUGUCCUGACAGCUGGAAAAAAAAAAAUAGUUUUCCCGAUCACGGAAAAUGACAAAACAAAUACUAUACUGAACAAAAAUAUAAUCACAACAUGCAACAAUUUCUAAGAUUUUACUGAGUUACAGUUCAUAAAAGGAAAUCAGUCAAUUGAAAUAAAUUAAGGCCCUAAUCUAUGGAUUUCACAUGACUGGGAAUACAGAUAUGCAUCUGUUGGUAACAGAUACCUUAAAAAAAAGUAGGGCCAUGGAUUAGAACACCAGUCAGUAUCUGGUGUGACCACCAUUUGCCUCAUGCAGCGCGACACAUCAUCCUUCGCAUGGAGUUGAUCAAGCUGUUGAUUGUGGACUGUGGAAUGUUGUCCCACUCCUCUUCAAUGGCUGUGCGAAGGAUAUUGGCGGGAACUGGAACAUGCUGUCGUACAUGUCGAUCCAGAGCAUCCCAAACAUGCUCAAUGGGUGACAUGUCUGAGUAUGCAGGCCAUGGAAGAACUGGGACAUUUUCAGCUUCCAGGAAUUGUGUAAAGGUCCUUGCGACAUGGGGCCGUGCAUUAUCAUGCUGAAACAUGAGGUGAUGGCGGCAGAUGAAUGGCACGACAAUGGGCCUCAGGAUCUCGUCACGGUAUCUCUGUGCAUUCAAAUUGCCAUCGAUAAAAUGAAUUGUGUUUAUUGUCCGUAGCUUAUGCCUUCCCAUACCAUAACCCCACCGCCACCAUUGGGAACUCUGUUCACAACGUUGACAUCAGCAAACUGCUCGCCCACACAACGCCGUACACGUGGUCUGCUGUUGUGAGGCCGGUUGGACGUACUGCCAAAAUCUGCUAGAGAAAUUAACAUUCAAUUCUCUGGCAACAGCUGUGGUGGACUUUCCUGCAGUCAGCAUGCCAAUUGCACGCUCCUUCAAAACUUGAGACAUCUGUGGUGUUGUGUGACACAACUGCAUAUUUUAGAGUGGCCUUUUAUUGUCCCCAGCACAAGGUGCACCUGUGUAAUGAUCAUGCUGUUUAAUCAGCUUCUUGAUAUGCCACACCUGUCAGGUGGAUGGAUUAUCUUGGCAAAGGAGAAAAACAAAUUUGUGCACAACAAUUUGAGAGAAAUAAGAUUAUUGUGCGUAUGGACAAUUUCUGGGAACUUUUAUUUCAGCUCCUGAAACACUUUACAUGUUGCGUUUUAUAUUUUUGUUCAGUGUAGUUUCCUUGAUCACAAAUCAUGACAUUACGUUCGACCUAUUUUUAUAUUCUCAAACUAACAGCAGUGAAUAUUUUAUAUAAUUGCAAUUGUUUUGAAAAUGGAUGCGUUAAUGCAUACAUGGAUGUCUCUGAGAUAUUAUAUUAUAUUAUUAUAGUUUACAUAAUAAUAUUUACAUUUACAAAUGUAAUGAUAUUGAUAUUGAAUAUCGGCUUAAAAUAUCGUCCAUCGGCCUCCUUGACCCCAAAAAAAUCAUUAUCGGCAUCGGCCCUAAAUAAUCCAUAUUGGUCGUUCUCGUGUGUGUGUGUGUGUUGUGUGUGUGUGUGUGUGUGUGUGUGUGUGGGACAGCAAGAGAGUGAAAAUGAUAUUGGAAUUUAGUAAUUAGUGUUUUGUGAGUGAGUUAAACUGUCAGUGACUGUGUUCAGAGCUCUGCACGGAGGACCCUGGUUAGUAUCUCUCUGACUGUGUUCUUGUAUAAAAUACUCUGUCUCAAAGUGACUUUCCUGGUUAAAUAAAGAUGGGACCACCCAUACGUAAAAAUGUAUGCACGCAUGACUGUAAGUCGCUUUUGGAUAAAAGCGUCUGCUAAAUGGCUUAUUAUUAUUAUUAUUAUUAUUAUUAUUAUUAUGAUGCCGUUAAAUAAAAUAAAUGCUCUCUCUCCAGGGAUGAGGAGAUCAGGGAGAAGUGUGGGGAGGAUGCUGUUCACUACCUCUCCUUCCAGAGGCACAUCAUUGGUCUGCUGGUGGUGGUGGGCGUGCUCUCAGUGGCCAUCGUUCUGCCCGUCAACUUCUCAGGAAAUCUAUUGGGUGAGUGGGGUUUAGGGGGCGGGACUUCAGGAAGGCUUGAGAGCCAAACACUGGAAUGGUGGCCAUGGCGACGUCCCAACUGGCACCCUUUUCCCCUUGUAGUGCACUUGUUUUGAUCAGGGCCCUGUGGGUUUCCCCAUGGACCCUGGUCUAAAGUAGUGCACUAUAUAGGGAAUAGGGUGCCAUUUGGGACGAAUCCCUAGUAGUCAUCACUGCUCCUGAGUGGCGCAGUGGUCUGAGUGGGGCAGUGGUCUGAGUGGGGCAGUGGUCUGAGUGGCGCAGUGGUCUAAGGCACUGCAUCGCAGUGCUAACUGUGCCACUAGAGAUCCUGGUUCGAAUCCAGGCUCUGUCGCAGCCGGCCGCGACCGGGAGACCCAUGGGGCGGUGCACAAUUGGCCCUGCGUCGUCCAGGGUAGGGGAGGGAAUGGCCGGCAGGGAUGUAGCUCAGUUGAUAGAGCAUGGCGUUUGCAACGCCAGGGUUGUGGGUUCGAUUCCCACGGGGGGCCAGUAUGAAAAAAAUAUGUAUUCACUAACUGUAAGUCGCUCUGGAUAAGAGCGUCUGCUAAAUGACUAAAAUGUAAAUGUAAGUUCCUUACUUCAGAAGUUGUUUAGUUCAGAUAGUUGGGUUUUUAGGACUUUGAGGUUAUUAUAGAUUUAAUUGUAUCUAUUUUAACUUCGAUGGCUCAAGGGUUAUAUUGUUGUAUUUUCCAUCUUGUCGUCACAUGAACCAUCAAAGUGGAGGCAAACAAAGUGAGUAAAUAGCCUUGUCCCAGCCAGAAAGUAGCUUUAGACUCCUGCCCUGUCCUGGGCUCGGACAUCUCCUGAUGCCCCCUGGGUAGGACUAGACUCCUGCCCUGUCCUGGGCUCGGACAUCUCCUGAUGCCCCCUGGGUAGGACUAGACUCCUGCCCUGUCCUGGGCUCGGACAUCUCCUGUUUCUGUAGCGUGAGCCGGCUUGGUGCCCCCUGGGUAGGACUAGACUCCUGCCCUGUCCUGGGCUCGGACAUCCUGUUUCAGCCUGUGCCCCCUGGGAGGACAGACCCUGUGCCUGGCAUCUCCGCGUAGGGAGGGUGAUGCCCGCUGGUAGGAUAGAACUCCGCCCAGGUUCUGGGUUCGAUUCCCACGGGCGGGGCCACCGGUAUGGACUAAAUUCCCUGUCUGGUCACUACUGUACGUGUCUGGUAGAGCCAGCUGAUGACCCAAUGGUAAUGUAAUCUGCCUUCUGGUCGGACAUUUGUUUAUUCAGUAGUUGAGAGUUUGAUGCUCUGGGGUUUAGACUAGACUCUCUUUGGUGAUCUAUUUUACUGUCGUGGCUCAGGGUUUGUGCCCAUCUUGGUAGGACUAGAACCUCAAGUUGGAGCAACACAAGUGAUUGUAUAGCCUGUCCCGCCAGGUAGACUAGACUCCUGCCCUGUCCUGGGCUCGGACAUCUCCUGUUUCUGUAGCGUGAGCCGGCCUGAUGCCCCCUGGGUAGGACGCUGGUCUAGCGUAGGACCUUAACCCCCAAUCCAUCUCCUUUCCUGCCAAGCAGAGAAGCAUCAGGUCCCAUUUUUAGAGCCUUUGGUAUGACUUGACCGGGGAUUGAACCCCCAACCUUCCUAUCUCAGGGUGGACACUUUAACCACAAGGUCCCUGUGUUACAAGGAUAAAGACCUAGAAGUAAUUCUUUAAGAAGUGGUGUUAUUAGAUUUAGGACAAACCACUGUUAAUUACUAUCAAUGUUCUCCUGUGUAGAGAAAGCUGUGGUCAUGCAGGUCAGAUUGGACUGAAGCCAUUGUCAAUAUGUUCUGUGUAUCACAUGAGUUGAAUUCUUCUCAUCAGCCACAACCUCCUCUAAAGCCCACCCAUGGAAUAACUAGAAUGGACAAAGACACUAGACGCCAAUCCACCCGUAGAAAUAGAAUGAACUAGAACGUACAGUAUAUUCCCAUUCAAUAACCCACCCGUAGAAAUAGAAUGAACUAGAACGUACAGUAUAUUCCCAUUCAAUAACCCACCCGUAGAAAUAGAAUGAACUAGAACGUAUGCUUCAUCAGACAGACACGUAUAUUCCCAUUGCUUAACCCACCCUGAAUCAAUGAAGUCAAACAUCUUUUUUCGUUUUUCCACACAGAACAAAUAACUAGCCUACAGUUAUUCCCAUUAUACCAAUCUGGAUGCAAGAUGAUGACGUACAUUAUCUUCCUUAUUACCACCAAUAGAAAAUAGAUGGAUAGACUACAGUUUUAUAAUCCCCGUAUACUAGAAUGACUGACGUACAGUAUGUCCUUCAUACCACCUGUAGAUUUACGGAUCUGACGUUAUGCUUCGUCAGCGCUGUCGUAAUGUCCUGUAUUCUGCUGUUCUACCUGCCUCCAUGAGUCACUCUUUUUUCUGUUUUCAAGAACAUGCUACAUGUUUGGCGGCCACUAUGUCUGGAUGCCAAGUGGUGAUUCGUCCUUUGUGCUUCCUGUAUGACAUGUCCUUCAGAUGGAUGGUUGGUGUCUGCUACUGGCUUUAUUCUGGUCUGUCUGCCUGUCUGUGUUUCGGUCUGCCUGUCUGUCUGUGUUUCGGUCUGCCUGUCUUGGUUUCGGUCUGCUGGUCUUUUCGGCUGUCUGUCUGUCUGUCUGCCUGCCUGUUCUGCCUGUCCUGUCUCUUGUGCUUCGGUCUGCCUGUCUCUGUGUUUCGGUCUGUCUCUGUCUCUGUGUCUGGUCUGCUCUGUCUGUCUGUGUUUCGGUCUGUCUGCCUGUCUUCUGUCUGCUUCUGUGUCUCGUCUGCCUGUCUCGUUUCGUCUGCCUGUCUCUGUGUUCUGUCUGCCUGUCUGUCUGUGUUUCGGUCUGCCGUUCUGUUUUCGGUCUGCCUGUCUCUGCCUGUCUCUGUCUGCCUGUCUGUCUGUGUUUCUGUCUGCCUGUCUGUCUGUCUGUCUGUCUGCCUGUCUGUCUGUCUGUGUUUCGGUCUGCCUGUCUGUGUGUUCGGUCUGUCUGCCUGUCUGUGUUUCGGUCUGCCUGUCUCUGUGUUUCGGUCUGCCUGUCUCUGUGUUUCGGUCUGUCUGUCUGUCUGUCUGUCUGUCUGUGUUUCGGUCUGCCUGUCUGUCUGUCUGCCUGUCUCUGUGUUUCGGUCUGCCUGUCUCUCUGUCUGCCUGUCUCUGCCUGUCUCUGUGUGUCUGCCUGUCUGUUUCUCUGUCCCCUCCUCAUAGUAACACGCUCCUGUGGCUAACUGGGUUUUAUCUGUUUCUCUGUCCCCUCCUCAUCAGUAACACACUCCUGUGGCUCCACACCACCUUUGCGUUCCUCUACCUGUUGUUGACUGUCUACAGCAUGAGACGACACACCUCCAAGAUGCACUACAGAGAGGACGACCUGGUGGGUGGUCCUGAACACACACACCAAUGAUCCUAAAUAUCACUCCACUAACUGUAUGCAGGCUGGAUACUAAAUGGAGGUCAAUGUGAAAAGUCGACCGUAUCUUCAUUUCUGGCUCUUUUUCACCUUUUUUUUUUUUUAGGUGAAACGCACUUUAUUUGUCAACGGGAUCUCCAAGUAUGCAGAGGAGAAGCACAUAAAGCAACACUUUGAGUAAGUGCUGUCUGUUCCCUGCAUCUGGCAACACUUUGAGUAAGUGCUGUCUGUUCCCUGCAUCUGGCAACACUUUGAGUAAGUGCUGUCUUGUUCCCUGCAUAUGGCAACACUUUGAGUAAGUGCUGUCUGUUCCCUGCAUAUGGCAACACUUUGACUAAGUGCUGUCUGUGUGUGUGUGGGGGGCCCAUGUGUCCCAGCACUAUACAGACAAUAGCAGGCCUGUCUGGAUGCUGGUUCCUAAAAGAAGGCGUAUGAGCUGGAUCAUGUGAUUCGUGUGUUUGGCUGUAGGAGGAGGAGGGCUGGGACACAAACACACUGGGAGGGACUGGCUAGAUCACCUCCUGCUAGAUCACCUCCUGCUAGAUCACCUCCUGCUAGAUCACCUCCUGCUAGAUCACCUCCUGCUAGAUCACCUCCUGCUAGCCAUGCCAAAUAGUAUUACACUAAAUCUAAUUUUGUUCACCACAGGCAGGCUCUUGUGUUCCAGAAAUACCUCUCUCUCUCUCUCUCCUGUAAUGUUGUCUGUCCCUUCAGACGUAAAGGAUGAGGACGCACACCUGUGAGACAGAGACAUGUCAGAGAGAGACUUCAGGCAGUAAGAGAGAGAGAGAGAGAGAGAGGGAAAAAACCAAGAGGAAGAAGGUGACGUGAGAUUUGGCCAGUAGCCUGCAGAGAGAGAGAGACCCAAAUGUGAGAUUUGUCCAGUGAGAGGGAGAGGGAGAGAGAGGGAGAGAGAGGGAGAGGGAGAGAGACCCACAUGUGACACCUUAGGCCAGGAUAUCAAUGUAAUUCAUCCUAUUGAGUGUUUUGAUGUAGUAAAAUGUCAUUAGAUUACAGUCCUGUAAUAGUGAACAUUAGAUUACUGGAAUAAAGAAGCUGCAUCAUGUCUUCAAUUUGAAAUGCUUUGUAUCUGAAACUAAUCUACUUCCUGUCAUGGUGGUGUGGUUCUGUACAGUUACUGACAGUGGUCACUGUGACCGUAGAAACAGAAUGACUAGAACAGACUUUGACAUUACAGUAACAACUCCAUCGCUUAUCAACCUCCUCCUGCGUGAUCUCCAGCACCACACCAGUGUCUAGGUAUGAAAACAGCACGUUUCUGUGGUUAAACGAUCAGGAGAAAGGUCCUAAAAAUAUGCUUCUCUGUGACAUCACAGGGUAGGAUUAAAUGUACAAAACUGUGGUUUUUCAAAAACCAGCAACAAGUUUCUAGCCCAAAGGCAGGGUUUCUUUCUGGCUCUCCCCACUUCACUGCGAAUCUCAUCAGGUAGAGCUUUUUAACUUUGUUUUAUUCUACAAAAACAUAGAAAUGCGACGUUUUCACAUUUGUUGACACUGUUAUUGUGCUGGGGAUAAUGAAAAUGAGGUUGUAAAGUGGUGGAGUUGACCUUUAUCAUUCUGUGAUGGGUGGCCCAGUGGCCAAAUUGAGUGUACCUUCGAGCGUACUCUCUAAAUGCCGUGGUCUGAGGAGCCUUUUCCCCGUUCUAGUCAUUCUAUUUCUAUGACUGUGAUACACGUGUGCCUCGGUCGGUAGAGCAUGGUGCUGGCGACGUCAAGGGUCGUGGGUUCAAUUCCCGCUAGGGCAACCCAUAUGGAGAAGAAAAAAAAAUUCACGCAUGAUUAAGUUGCUUUGAAUAAAAGCGUCUGCUAAUUGGCAUAUGUUAUAAUACAGAGACUUCAGAGCGACUUUAGCCAGCGAUGGGUUGAAGGACCUACUGUAGGCUUGUACAUACAGAUUGCUCCGUGUCCAUAACUUGAAUCCAUCUCUUGUCUCUCUCUCUGUCUCUCUCUCCCCAUCUGUCUCUCUCUCUCCAUCUGUCUCUCUCCAUCUGUCACUCUCUCUCCAUCUGUCUCUCUCUCUCCAUCUGUCUCUCUCUCUGUCUCUGUCUCUCCCCAUCUGUCUCUCUCGCCAUCUGUCUCUCUCUCGCCAUCUGUCUCUUUCGCCAUCUGUCUCUCUCUCUCCAUCUGUCUCUCUCUCUCCAUCUGUCUCUCUCUCCAUCUGUCUCUCCCCAUCUCUCUCUCCCCAUGUCUCUCUCUCUCCAUCUGUCUCUCUCUCUCCAUCUGUCUCUCUCUCUCCAUCUGUCUCUCUCUCUCCAUCUGUCUCUCUCUCCCCAUCUGUCUCUCUCUCCCCAUCUGUCUCUCUCUCCAUCUGUCUCUCUCUCCAUACAGACAGGCCUAUGAAAACUGCUGUGUUCUAGAGGCCCGUAUCUGUUACGAUGUGGCCAAGCUGAUGUCCCUCAACUCAGAAAGGUAAGUAGUUCCUCUGCUUGACUGUCAUUGUCUGUAGAAAGGUAAGUAGUUCCUCUGCUUGACUGUCAUUGUCUGUAGAAAGGUAAGUAGUUCCUCUGCUUGACUGUCAUUGUCUGUAGAAAGGUAAGCAGUUCCUCUGCUUGACUGUCAUUGUCUGUAGAAAGGUAAGUAGUUCCUCUGCUUGACUGUCAUUGUCUGUAGAAAGGUAAGCAGUUCCUCUGCUUGACUGUCAUUGUCUGUAGAAAGGUAAGUAGUUCCUCUGCUUGACUGUCAUUGUCUGUAGAAAGGUAAGCAGUUCCUCUGCUUGACUGUCAUUGUCUGUAGAAAGGUAAGUAGUUCCUCUGCUUGACUGUCAUUGUCUGUAGAAAGGUAAGCAGUUCCUCUGCUUGACUGUCAUUGUCUGUAGAAAGGUAAGUAGUUCCUCUGCUUGACUGUCAUUGUCUGUAGAAACAACAUAGGACUCAACUUGGAUAUAACCUGUUUUUUGCGUGGACAUUGAGGGCUUCCACCAUUUUAAAGUAGUCAACUGGGCGGGGAUUCCUAGGGGUUGGGAGCGAUCAGCCAAUGAUCAGAUGUCCUUUUUUUUUCUUCAAAUUGUGUACUACGGUUUGUAAAUAGCUUUAAGCUAUAUCACCGCCAUCUAGUGGCCACAAUAAAUGAGUGAAACGCAAGAUGUGGUUCAGGACUCCAACACUGCAGGUGGCUGUAAAUCAGCAAUAUUAGCGUUCAGCUUUUUUCAACCAAAAAAAGAAUACAAAAAUUGACUACUUUAAAAUGGAGAUGGCCUGAACGGCGCUGCCCAUGAUGUCACAGAUGCCAUGAUGUCACAGAUGAGAUCUCUUUUGAGCAAUCCUCAUUUGUCCAGUGAUCUGUGUAUUUGGUCAUGUGAUAUGAGCAUGCGUGCUGUCAUGUGAUGUGGUCAUGUGUUCUGUAAACAGGAAGAAGACCGAGCGUAGCAAGAAGUUCUUCACAGACCUGAAGUCCAAGGAGCACAUCCCCACCAUGAUAAACCCCAAACCCUGUGGACAUCUCUGUUGCUGUAUCAUCAAGGGCUGUGAGCAGGUGAGACCAGCCCUGCAUCCCAAAUCAUACCAGAGACGUGCCCCCUAGAUCUGAGAGUCUACGAUAAGUGUCCAACCCCUAUCCCAUAACCCAGAGGUCUAGGAUAUGUGUCCAACCCCUAGCCCAUAACCCAGAGGUCUAUGAUAGGUGUCCAACCCCUAGCCCAUAACCCAGAGGUCUAUGAUAGGUGUCCAACCUCUAUCCCAUAACCCAGAGGUCUAUGAUAGGUGUCCAACCCCUAGCCCAUAACCCAGAGGUCUAUGAUAGGUGUCCAACCCCUAUCCCAUAACCCAGAGGUCUAUGAUAGGUGUCCAACCCCUAUCCCAUAACCCAGAGGUCUAUGAUAGGUGUCCAACCCCUAGCCCAUAACCCAGAGGUCUAUGAUAGGUGUCCAACCCCUAGCCCAUAACCCAGAGGUCUAUGAUAGGUGUCCAACCCCUAGCCCAUAACCCAGAGGUCUAUGAUAGGUGUCCAGAAUAUCGCAACAAUUCAACCUGGCCUAUCAGGGCAAGACGGAGCUACCACCUUUUAAUGAAUGUACUGUACAGGAGGUGAGUUACUAUCCCAAGCUGGAAGCCCCCUAACCCACCAUCUCUCUCCUACAGGAGGAGGCAGUGAGUUACUAUCCCAAGCUGGAAGCCCCCUAACUAACCAUCUCUCUCCUACAGGAGGAGGCAGUGAGUUACUACACCAAGCUGAAGCCCCUAACUAACCAUUUCUCCCUACAGGAGGAAGCAGUGAUUACUACAAGCUGGAAGCCCCCAAACUAACCAUUUUCUCCUACAGGAGGAAGCAGUGAGUUAUCAAGCUGGAAGCCCCCUAACUAACCAUCUCUAUCCUAAGAGAAGCGAGUUACUAAAGCUGGAACCCCCUAACCAACCAUCUCUCUCCUACAGGAGGAGGUAGUGAGUACUAACCCAAGCUGAAGCCCUAACUAACCACUAUCCCAUAAGGCAGGAGGCAGUGAGUUACUACCCAAGCUGGAAGCCUAAUACAACCAUUUCUCCUACAGAGGAGCAGUGAGUUACUACAAGCAUGGAACCCCCUAAAUCAACCAUCCUCCCUACAGAGGAGCAGUGAGUGUACUAUCAUACCCAAGCUGGAAGCCACCCUACAUAACCACGUCUCUAUAGGAGGCAACCGUGAGUUACUAACCAAGCUGGAAGCCCCCUAACUAACCAUCUCUCUAGGAGAGGUGCAGAUGAUGUUACUACAAGCUGGAAGCCCCAAACAACCAUCUCUCUCUACAGGAGAGGCAGGUGAGUUACUUACACCAAGCUGGAAGCCCCCUAACAACCAUCUCUCUCCUACAGGAGGAAGGCAGUGAGUUACUAUCCCAAGCUGGAAGCCCCCUAACUAACCAUCUCUCUCCUACAGGAGGAGGCAGUGAGUUACUACACCAGCUGGAAGCCCCCUAACUAACCAUUUCUCUCCUACAGGAGGAAGCAGUGAGUUACUACAAGCUGGAAGCCCCCUAACUAACCAUCUCUCUCCUACAGGAGGAGGCAGUGAGUUACUACACCAAGCUGGAAGCCCCCUAACUAACCAUCUCUCUCCACAGGUGGAAGGCAGUGAGUUACUACCAAGCUGGAAGCCCCCUAACUAACCAUCUCUCUCCUACAGGAGGAGGAGCAGUGAGUUACUACAAGCUGGAAGCCCCCUAACUACCAUCUCUCUCCUACAGGAGGAAGCAGUGAUGUUACUAUCCCAAGCUGGAAGCCCCCUAACUAACCAUCUCUCUCUACAGGAGGAAGCAGUGAGUUACUACACCAAGCUGGAAGCCCCCUAACUAACCAUCUCUCUCCUACAGGAGGAAGCAGUGAGUUACUAUCCCAAGCUGGAAGCCCCCUAACUAACCAUCUCUCUCCUACAGGAGGAGGCAGUGAGUUACUACACCAAGCUGGAAGCCCCCUAACUAACCAUUUCUCUCCUACAGGAGGAAGCAGUGAGUUACUACAAGCUGGAAGCCCCCUAACUAACCAUCUCUCGUCCUACAGGAGAGGCAGUGAGUUACUACACCAAGCUGGGAAGCCCCCUAACUAACCAUUCUCUCCUACAGGAGGAAGCAGUGAGUUACUCCAAGCUGGAAGUCCCCUAACUUAACCAUCUCUCUCCUACCGAGGAGGCAUGAGUUACUACACCAAGCUGGAAGCCCCCCUAACUAACCAUCUAUCUCCCUAAAGGAGGAAGCAGUGAGUUACACACCAAGCUGGAGGUCCAAGCUGAAGGAGGAGUACAGGAAGGAGAAAGAGAAGGUCAACAGUAAACCACUAGGAAUGGCCUUCGUUACCUUCCAGAACGAAGCCAUGACCGCCAUGUAAGAGAGAGUGUUUGUGUCAGUGAGAGAGUGAGGCAGUAUAGGUGUGUAUAUAUAUAUAUAUAUAUAUAUAUAGGUGUGAAUGUGUGACGGAAAUAAAAGGAAUGAGAUUGUAUAAAUUGGAAUGUUAAGUGGGAAUGGUAGUGUUAGUUGGAAUGUUAAGUGGGAAUGGUGGUGUUAGUUGGAAUGUUAAGUGGGAAUGGUGGUGUUAGUUGGAAUGUUAAGUGGGAAUGGUAGUGUUAGUUGGAAUGUUAAGUGGGAAUGGUGGUGUUAGUUGGAAUGUUAAGUGGGAAUGGUAGUGUUAGUUGGAAUGUUAAGUGGGAAUGGUGGUGUUAGUUGGAAUGUUAAGUGGGAAUGGUAGUGUUAGUUGGAAUGUUAAGUGGGAAUGGUAGUGUUUUUGUAGUCUCUAAUUCCCAUUCUUCCAAGUCUCGUUCAUCACUCUGCUAUUGGAAUGAAUGAGAAAAAGCUGGAAAUCAAGGUUUGUCUUUUUGUGCAUUGUUAACAGUAAAUCAAGUGAUAUCUUUCUAAAUGUUUCCCUGUUCAGUAUCCUGAAGGACUACAAUGCAUGUAAGUGUCAGGGCUGCCACUGUCGGAGGGAACCCAAGUCUUCUGCCUUCAGCCAGCACCUUCACACAUACUCCUGGACCGUUGGCUAUGCACCAGACCCACAGAACGUCUACUGGUGAGGA
Molecule: messenger RNA, 25429 nt
Organism: Coregonus sp. 'balchen'
Lineage: Eukaryota; Metazoa; Chordata; Actinopteri; Salmoniformes; Salmonidae
Source: the annotation of a GenBank genome assembly